Opisthorchis viverrini is the source of this 381-nucleotide messenger RNA. RefSeq lists its product as hypothetical. NCBI's taxonomy places the organism in Eukaryota, Metazoa, Platyhelminthes, Trematoda, Opisthorchiida, Opisthorchiidae. The coding region runs from base 1 to 381 and encodes 126 amino acids. The record is from RefSeq and is a predicted model, not a curated record. The transcript is spliced from 3 exons.
AUGCAACAAUCGCUCAGCUUAAGACCCUUUCAGUGCAUGGUGGCCAUGCCGCCCGGAGAAAGCACCAGGGUUGAGAUACUGUCAAGUUGCCCAAGUCUAGACAACAGCAGUCGAGAUUCAGAGACUCGGCUCCAGGUGACGUGUUACGCGUCACAAGACCGAAUCACGUGUUCGUGGCGCGUGCAUCAUCAUCAUCAUCGACAGCAUGACAUCAGUGUUCAACACCAAUGCUUCACUGCCGUACAAACACGACCUAUCUGUAAAGAAAAGAGUAAAGGUGGACGGGGAAGAAAAGAGAAAGGUGGACGGGGAAGGGACUUACUACCAUACCACCCGAAAGAAACACGAGAGUUGGGAUACUCUCAGCUUUCCCAAGCCUAG